UCCUGAAAAUACAAGACGCCACCAACGAUGGGAUUUCGCAGACGGUUCAUCGCCUUCACCGGGGCCGUUCAGAUAUUGCUCACUCUCGCCAUGUUCACCAUGACGUCAUCCCUAUUGAACAACUUCGGCAACGCCGCCGUUGGGACCCCAAUGUGGGGUGCACUAAUUAUAUUGAUGUGCGGUGCUGCUAAUAUCAUACUAGCCCUGGAGACACCUUCGACAAAGAGGAAUACAGAAGAUAGCAUUUUAGCCACAAACUUCAACUUGGGUACUGUCUUCGCAAACCUGACUGCCUUUAUCGUGUCUGCCACCAUCCUGGCCCUCUUCUCAUGGGCGCUGUCGCUGAGCACCUCUUUUGAUGCAUUGGUCGUUCCCUUCUCGACCAUCGUCCUCGCCGCCACCCUCAUCUGUCUCUUCUCCCUCUUCGCCCUCUUUGCUGACUGCUUCUCCGCGUUUUGUGCGAGUUCCCCGAAACAGCAUCACCAGUCGUCUCCACAGGGACCGUACGUUAUGGACUAUGAGGGGCCUCCUCCUCGUGGUAUUCCAAACCCCGCCUUACAAAGAGUUAUGAUUGAUCAACAUCAAUCCCAGUUCCUCACAUCGAGCGCAGGUUUGCGUUCUCCUAUGGCGCAGGUACCUAAUUACUAUUGAUAUCAAUGGCAAAUAAGUUGCAAUUGAUCCAAAUCAAUCGCAAGUCCGCGCAUCAAUCGCAAGUUUGCGUUCUCCCAUCUCUUAUGCACCUAAUUACUAUUGAUAUAUAUCGCAAAUAAGUUGCGAUUGAUAUCACCUCUUCGUAAGACGGACCCCUAUGGCCUUAUAAUGCAUCAAAUUGGCAACGUCAACAUACAGAGACCCAAGAUGGUACUGCUAGCUGUAUUCAGUUAAUUAACAAUACAGAUAACUCUUAAUAUGAUUUUGGUAUAUGGGCGGUCUCCAGUUUUCUAUUCGAAAUGCAAGGCGGGAUAGGGGGGGGGGGGGGGGAGUGCUUAUCCCUUUAUACAGUCAGCCCAUGAGACCGACUGAUGAUAAAUAAUUUUUUUUUUUUUUUUAAAGAGAAGGCAGAAAACAUUAACAACAACAAUCAUACUUUACACUGACAUAAAAUAUGCUUUCAUAAUACGGCUGGAAAAUAGGGUAUUAAUAAAAUAAACCAUAAUAUCUAGACAUUCAUUUUAUAUGUUCUGAAAACUGUUAUUUCAAAAUGUCGCAGAGCGUUAUUCGGAAAUGAUUCUGUAAAAAUAGCGCUGUUAGGAAUCUUAGCAGUGUAAAUUUAAAGAUUACAUGCGUUAUAUACCUAUACAAAAAGAAUAUUAUUAAGAAACCUGUACAGAAAGAAUAGAAAUAAAUUACUUAUUUUGUUUUAGUAAGUUGGAAUGUAGAUGCAAUACUAAUGGCUGCUUUCGAGAUUUAGUUAAUUCUUUUCCUAGUACAUGUACAUGGUAAACUCCUUUACAAUAGUGAAAAAACUUUUGACAAUGUAUUGUUACGGUAGAAAUGGCUACGCAACAUCGACGUAUAAUUAUAACGAUAUUAAAAAAAUCGCCUUUUGUAGUGUAAAUAGGUCUUAGUAAGAAUUUCUCUUGAUAUUUUUCCUCGUAUCUACACAUAAUUAAUAGGUUUUUUUUUCUCAAUAUAUAAUGACUUCAUUAGUAUCUAAAUAUCCACCGGAAUAAGACUUAAACAGCAUUAGAAAAAACACCAGACGUCAUGAUGAAUAACUUGGCAUUCAUUCAUUGCCUUUAUUGCUGCUUUUUGGAACCAUGUUUUAUUGUGUUAAAAUGGGGGACUGGUUGUUUUCAAAACACAAAGUUUAGACAAGUUUUUAAUCUUGUAAAUGUUUUAAAGAAAUUUCCAAAAAAAUGGCGCGUGUACUUUGACUUGUAUACUUCUUAAGAGUAUAUAUUCAUAUUUUUAGAAGAUAAUCAUUUGUUAACUCGGUAGUCGAUACGUAUUAUAUAGUACAUUAUCCAAAGCAGAUUGUUGUUAUAGUUUGUAUUCAGUUAUAUUUUAUGAAAAGCAUUACAAUUUGAUUAUUUUUUUUAAUGGUGCAUGAUAAUGGAAGAUUAAAUAAAAUUAUAUAUGUGUCUUAUUAUGAAUCGUGGUAAACUUCACGUAAUAAAUUUCAAACAAUUUAUCAUUGAUUUAUCAUAUAUACCGAAGAGAGAAGUUUUGAUAGAGAAAGGCAAAUGGAAAUAGCAGCGAGAGAGAGAGAAAGAGAG
Strongylocentrotus purpuratus (purple sea urchin) is the source of this 2219-nucleotide messenger RNA. RefSeq lists its product as uncharacterized. NCBI's taxonomy places the organism in Eukaryota, Metazoa, Echinodermata, Echinoidea, Camarodonta, Strongylocentrotidae. Bases 28 to 651 code for a protein of 207 amino acids. The record is from RefSeq and is a predicted model, not a curated record. The transcript is spliced from 4 exons.